Physella acuta is the source of this 2846-nucleotide messenger RNA. RefSeq lists its product as uncharacterized. NCBI's taxonomy places the organism in Eukaryota, Metazoa, Mollusca, Gastropoda, Physidae. Gene Ontology annotation, molecular function: transmembrane signaling receptor activity. Gene Ontology annotation, biological process: cell surface receptor signaling pathway; immune response. The record is from RefSeq and is a predicted model, not a curated record. Gene Ontology annotation, cellular component: external side of plasma membrane.
CUUGGCUGCACCCGCUAGUCCAGAUUUAUUACAGUCAGCACAAUCUUCCGUUUCUAGGCAAAACCUAACAACCAAUGAAAUCAUUGCCAUGUGAUAACCGCACCCACUCUUGCGCAUGCGCAUGUGGGGAGUGUUCAAGAUAUAUAUUUCACGCGCAACGCCACUGAUUUGUGUAGAACCACGGGACCCCCAGAAGAAGGAGAAAGAAAAAUAGAGCUGACUGCCUUGAGAGUUCUAACGAUGGAGCGUCAGGCCCUGCUGUGGAUGAGCCUGCUGAUGAGUUUCGUAGUCUUCAAGCCACUUGUGCACUGUGCCCAGUGCUCUGCUGAUACUGAUUGCACACAAAGUACAAGUGUCAUGGCUUCAUGUCUAUCUGGAAGAUGUGGUUGCACAGGUUCAGAGUACACUCCUAUUCGCACUGGAUGCGGCACUAGAUUGGGAAGCCCCGCCAUAACCAAAGAGUACGGUAGAUCGGAGGAUUUAUUUGUAGGAUCAACUGCCCCCUUGACCUGUAGAUCUAAUAGUGGUAACCCUGCAUCUUAUGCUUGGUAUAAAGAUGGCGUAAAGCUUCCAGAUUCUACACCAACAAUAAAUAUCACACAAGCUGGAGUUUACGAGUGUCAGUCUAUCUCCAGAGACCCUGCCUUAAAUUCAGGUAACAGUUCUUCACUUACCAUCACCGCAGUUACAGGAAGUGAAUACGCAACACAGACAUUAACAAUAAGAGAUCCACAGGCCGCAAGUACAACGAUAUCUACUGGUGGAAGUGUAGGAAUAACUUGCAUGAAUGUUCCUUUGGGUUAUAAAGGGAUAUUAACCAUUAAGAACGGUAACAAUAUAAUAGCUGAACCUGUGUCACUAAGCGCUACAAUUCACAUGACAGCCGCGCUUUCAGGUGCAACCAUAACAUGUGACCUGCAACCUUAUGAGUCUGUUAGCUUUAAAGUACCGGGCACCUAUACACUCCCCACUAUUGAUGACACAAUGUCUGUAACUAAAGCUGAGAUAGGGGCUAGUGAUUCCUUUGGAUCAAUAGGCGGGGACGUAACUUACAACAUUGGAAACGAUGGACCGACAUUUUUCUGCACUGUUACCGAAACCCUUGAUCUACUGGACAGCACAAACCCACCCAUAAUUGAAUUUUUGGUUUGUGAAUUUUUAUUUUUAAGCAACUUGAAGACUUUCAUAUUUUACUAUUUUAAAGAUUUUUUUGUUUCAAUUAUCUGUAUACUAUUGUCUAAAGAUGAUGCUUCACCCCCGAACAUAGUCCAGAGCGGUACUUCAGACAUAUUUAUACUUAAUACAACACAGCCGAGCGCAGCGAAAUACAAAUGUAGAGUGACCUAUAAGGGUAGUUCACAAGAUUCAACGCUGAGUUUCAAAAUAACUGUUGCUAGCGGUGCCAACCCUGACCCAAUCAUUACAAAAGUAAGCACCGAUGAUGUAACCUUAGGAUCAACACUCGUACUGGCCUGUGGUGAUAAUUCAAUUACCAGCAACUAUUACUCGUGGACGUUUAACGACCUACCCAUUGAAGGCCAAGGAGAUAAGGUCAUCCAACUGUACAACUUUACCAGUGACGACAUGGGUUUGUACAAAUGCCGGUACAGAAUUGAUCGCUACACCACAGGAGAUGGGACUUUUAGUGCUUUACCGAAACCAACAAUUACUCGUGAACCCGAGGGAACUUUCUUUGGGCAAUACGGUGACUACGUUCUUAGGUGUAACUCUGGUGUAAGUACGACAACAGGUUGGACCUACUCGUGGAAAAAAGGGACCAUUGACCUAGGAGUCACAACGGAUGUUUACUCUUUUACUGACGCGGACGCCACAGAGGACAAUGGUACCUACACCUGCAACUCCUUAUACAAAGGAGCGAGCGUCCCUAGUGAUGACUUCACUGUGACCAUUGUUGAGCCAGGCAAACGAUGUACAGCAGACAGUGACUGUACCGGCCUCAAAUACACAGGCAAAUGUUCUACAACAACCCCAGCAGUCUGCGUGUGUGCCGCACAUUACAGGCUGAAGGGAGACGACUGUGCAUCCGGAGCAGCAGCUAUAAUCAGCUGUGUACUGAUGGUUGUCAUGGCUUCACUGCGUUCUCUUGUCUUCUAGAGAGUUAUCGUUCAAGUUUUGUUAUACGUCUUUUAAAAACCAUAUUUAUCUUAACUCUAACCUAACAUUUAACAAUGUUCCACACUCAGAUUCCUUAUGAUAACUCUUAAACUGGUACUUAAGCUCACAAACAGUUAAAAACAACUAAUCAUGGUUAGAAUUUAAUUUUCUUUAAAUUACUAAUUGUAGUUCUAUCUCUAAAUAUCUAAUAAUGGAAAUUAAGCAGAUUAUAUAGCCCUUAUAUUAAAAAUAGUUUUUCUCAAAUUUUAAUAAAUAUAAAAAAAAUGUUUUUGAACUUAUUUGAACAUGAUUAUGAUAUUUUUAUAUAACAGUCAAACAUAAAAAAUAUAAUUGAUAUAAAAGUUAUAGAAAAAUAAAUACUGAUUUAGUAUACCGAAACAGUAUUGCUUAGUAUUCAAUCAAAUUUGGUAUUUUUAUCAUGUGAUUUACCGAACGUGUAGUAUCACUGUUAGUUUUAAAAUGUUUUACAUUGUACCUGACUACAGAAUCACAACGAAUCUGAUCUUCAAAUGUGCUGAACUGCUUAUCAAAUUUGAUUUGUUUCAUUGAUCGGGAUUUAGUGUUUAUAUAUAUAUAUAUAUAUAUAUAUACGCUAAUUUACCCUAAUGAAAUGAAUACGGUUAAUUUUGAAUAGCGCAAUGUUAGUAAUUAGGAAUAUUUAAAAUUGUUUUUCACAGUUUUCAUUAAUUAUUUAUCCCACACUAUGAAAU